Molecule: messenger RNA, 686 nt
Organism: Hibiscus syriacus
Lineage: Eukaryota; Viridiplantae; Streptophyta; Magnoliopsida; Malvales; Malvaceae
Product: probable gamma-secretase subunit PEN-2
Exons: 2
Coding region: 73-486 (137 amino acids)
Cellular component (GO): gamma-secretase complex
Source: RefSeq, a predicted model, not a curated record
UUAGUUCUUCUAACGAAAGCAAGUCGCAGCGUUUGUACUCCAGCGACAUCGUUUAGGGAUAGUAGAUCGGAAAUGGAAGCCUCACAGUCGCAGGUAUCAACGAACGCACCACAAAAUUCCAAUCCUAACAACAAUAGCAAUUCUAUACUGUCAUCGACGCCGGUAUGGCCCACAAUCGACGGUCCCUUGGGCCUAUCAGAGGAAGAAUCGUUAUCCUACGCUCUGAGGUUCUAUAAGUUCGGCUACUCGCUUCUCCCUUUGCUUUGGGCCGUUAAUUGCUUCUACUUCUGGCCCGUUCUCUGUCACUCUCGCUCCUUCCCUCGCCUUCGCCCCUAUGUUGUGGCAUCAGCAAUUGGGUUUUCAGCUCUUUUGUGUGCUUGGGUGUUGACAUUUGCCAUAGGAGGAGAACAUCUUUUCGGUCCUACCUCGGAUCAACUGGUAAUGUAUAAUGUUGCAGACCGGUUAGGUUUGACAAGUUGGAGUUAGUCAUCUUCCGUUUCAAAAAGUUAUGGCUGCUAACCUUUGCUUUGCAUUAUCAAUCCCUAAACUCGAAAGAAGGGAAAAGAGAUGGCAUGUGGAAUGAAUUGUUUAAAAACAUUCAUUUGAAGUCGAGAUGUGUAUAUUCUGAUUGUUGAACCAAAGCUGCUGCUUUUGUAAUCAAAAUUGUCAGACUUUCUAAGGCUUAA